Messenger RNA from Seriola dumerili (greater amberjack), 2627 nucleotides. RefSeq lists its product as uncharacterized. The record is from RefSeq and is a predicted model, not a curated record. Bases 79 to 2130 code for a protein of 683 amino acids. Lineage: Eukaryota; Metazoa; Chordata; Actinopteri; Carangiformes; Carangidae. The transcript is spliced from 3 exons.
UGAGUACACAAGUCAUAACAGCUUUUACAAACCACACAAUCUAAUUCUGCCCAAGGCCCGUUUACUCAGGUAUAUAACAUGGCCACACAAAUAGCAAACACUACUCAAAGUCUCACCAAUGCAGCAGAGAUGCGGGAAACCACCAAGAUGCUGAUGCAACCCUAUGCAAACUGGGAGGCAUAUCUGACCCCUGCUCCCCUCUCUGUUGCCAUCAUGGCGGAGCUUGUCAUCAUCUCCUCACAGAAAGACUUCUCCAUCAACGAAAAACCCCCCAAAGACGGUUUCCAGUACUUAAAGCACCCAGACUCCUUCAGGGCCUGUCUUAUGCAAAUCUGUAACUCUGGCUGGCAUGCAUUCAAUGAGGCUCAAAAGAACAUGGAUCAGAUCCGCAUUCACACGGGCACAGUUCCUGAUUACAUGAAGGCAGCAGUCAACAUACUUUUCAAUACCAGCGAUAAAGUUGUUGAAACUCUCCUGCCAAUUCAACUGAAAAACAUUCAGUCCAUUGCAGAUAACUGCUUGGCCCUAGCCAACAGUGUUGAGAUGAAGUUUCUUGAGGUCAUCAAUUUAAUCCAUGAGCUGUUGGAAGCCUGUCAAGGAGCUCAAAAAUUGUAUGGAGAAGAGCUAAAAAAGGUUCAGGUGGAACUGCAGGGCACCAAAUUCAGGGAGCAGGAAGCCACAAAAAUGAAGGAACAGUACAGCAAAACAAUGGAAGCAAUGUCAAAGCAGGUGGCAGAAGCACAAAAUGCAUACAAAGAAACCAUGGAUAAACUUCCCUCUGGGUGGAAGAUUAUCGCCAUGGAUUUCGUUGAAGGACUCACAUCAGGUGUAACCGCAAUGAUGACGGGAUUCACUUUCAGAAUGGCCGCUUCUUUCCAGGAAGGAGCUCAACCAUCCACAAACCAAAGCAAUAGAGAUGACAAUGCUGAUCUGGAAACAAAAAUGAAAGUUUGCAGCAAGUCUGAUGUGAUUCUGAAACUUGCAGGAUCUCUCAAAGAGUAUGUUGUUGAAGGUAAAAUAGACUGGAAAUUGUGUGAUCAGGAAAAUGAAUGCAAGAAGACUACAGUGGCUGAGACUCAAUUCAAAAGGAUCUAUGAUGAAUUGAAGAAUAUGCCAGAGGAUGAACUACUCAAGAACAUUCUGUCACUCUGUAAUCGGGGCAUCACCAUCUGUGAAGAGCUGGCCAAGUAUACCACAGGUGAGAAAUGGGAUGAGCAGAAAACUAAACAGCUGAUAGAGAACAUUGAGAAGCUGAAUGAUGACGCCUUCACUUUUGACUGUAAAAGCAAAAGAUUUUCAGGCACCCCAGCUCUUGCCCCCAAACCACCGAUGAUGUUCAAUAUAGGGACCCAGAACUCAGGACGCAAGUCUGCCAGUCAGAGAGAGUGUGAGAAUGCCCAUUUCCGCAUUGAGCAGAGCCGAGAACAACUCAAAGAAGCAAAACAGGAGUAUGAGAAGACUGUGGAGAAAAUGGUGAAUAAUCAGAAGGAGCUGAAAGAUAUUGUGAUUGAAAUGCAAAAAUUAGAAUUCACAGAGAUUGACUUUAAAACCACCAUUGAAAUACUGAGAAAGGGUCUCAGUGCCAUGGGCAGAGUGAAAAUGCAGUGGGAGAAGAUGGUGCAAUUCUUCCAGAUGGUCUCCAGCAUCAUCAAAGCCAGCUUCAAUGAGAAACUGCUUGAUUUUGUCAAGACAUCUGAUGGUGCAAAGGAACUGAAGGAACUGUCUUACACUGAAAAGCUCUUUACAAAAGACCUCCUGUACAGCCAGGCCUUUCAAGCCUCCAACAUUGCCAGUAUUGUUCACAUGAUCUCAGGUACCUACACUGAAGUGUCCAACAAGUACCUGAUGGACACAGUGAGCGGCCUGGGCAUGCUCCUGGCCAUGGAUAAGGAUGAACCAGGGUUCAAGGAUCAGUGUGUGAAGAUGCGGGAGUCCUGCACAGCAGCCCAGGACGGGAUUCUGCAGCUGGUCCUGAAGAACAAGGAAGAAUUUGAGAGGAAGAUCAAUGCCAGGAUGCUGAAAAUAGAGGGUGAACUGAAGGCCAUUCUGCCAGCUCAUUCACCCCAGGAGUCUGAGAGAAUCACAGAAAUUGUUCAGACUGAGUUUGGCCUAAAGGAGAAUUUCUACUGAUUCAAGUUGUUUUUCACAUCAGAUGAAAACACGACAGUAUGUAGGUAUUUUGAUAAUCAUGACAUAGUUAGAAGCGUUAGAUGCAUAGUAUUAGCAAGUGAUCUUAUAGCACUGUUAGUUUCUCAUGUUAACCACAGUCAGUUGUCGCUGGUGUUAGAUCAAGUUUAGCUAGAGACACGCUGUUUUUCCUGCCUUGUUCUUUCCUUUUAUUAAUAAAAAGCGCUGCUACUCCCACAUAGUAACGGGCAGAAAUAUGAUUCCACUUUUAAAUUGUCAAGAAUGACUAUAGACCACGCUUUUAAACAGCUUAUAGAUAUCUCUUAUAUUUAAUGAAUUAUUAAUACAAGCAAAUUAAGAAAACAUUUUCAUCAAUUUCUAUUGUAUUGCCUCACUGCAUUCAAUAAAUUUGAACUUUGUGAUUUUCAGUGUCUAGUGCUUUUAGGUAAAUUAUCAGGUUUUGUCAAACUAAAAAUAAAGUGCACAAAUAAGAUGACUUA